Molecule: messenger RNA, 1228 nt
Organism: Gordionus sp. m RMFG-2023
Lineage: Eukaryota; Metazoa; Nematomorpha; Gordioida; Chordodea; Parachordodidae
Product: purine nucleoside phosphorylase 1-like
Exons: 6
Coding region: 225-1136 (303 amino acids)
Biological process (GO): nucleoside metabolic process
Cellular component (GO): cytoplasm
Molecular function (GO): purine-nucleoside phosphorylase activity
Source: RefSeq, a predicted model, not a curated record
UUUGUUUUGUUUAAUUUUUAUCAGAUGCUAGAUAAUAUAAUGUUACCAUUGAUUGAAAGUUAACCACUUUUAUUUACUUAUAAUUUAAUCACUUUCGAUACAAACACUUAAAAAUAAAUUAUUUUUUUUACCUGUUUAUUUCUAUAUUUCUUUCUUUUAUAUAAUCAUAAACUGAGUUUCUUAUCAUUCAAUUUUGAUCUUUGAAAAUUAACAAAAAUAUAUAUAUGGUUGGACAAAUAAUCGGAUUUGCACCUGAAGUCAGAAAUGAUGUUGAAUCACAGGGAGAAAAGGACGAUAUAUACGAAAAGGUAUUGAAAGCGGCUGACUAUAUAAAUUCUUUACUUAAACCUAAUUUAAAUCCCACUAUCGGUAUAAUUUGUGGUUCUGGUCUUUAUGAAAUCGGAAACGUUUUACAAAAUAAGGUCGAAAUUCCAUAUGAAAAUAUUCCGGAGAUGGCUUAUAGUAAAGUCAAAGGUCAUCAUAAUAUGAUAGUGGCUGGAAAAUUAGGCGAUAAAGAUGUUGUAUGUUUUCAAGGUCGGUGUCAUUUUUAUGAAGGAGUGCCUCUUUGGAAGACAACCAUGUCAGUCAGAAUUAUGAAAAUGUUGGGUGUAAAGUUAUUGUGCGUGACAAAUGCAGCUGGCGGCAUAAAUGAGAAUUAUAAGGUAGGAGAUAUAAUGGUUAUAAAAGAUCACAUAAAUUUCUUGGGAAUCGCUGGAAACAACGCAUUAGUUGGUGAAAAUGAUUCAAGGUAUGGCACAAGAUUUCCUAGCAUGUCAAAUGCAUAUGAUAAGAAUAUAAGAAAAUCCUGCAAAAAUGCCUUUGAUAAACUAAAAUUAUCUCACUUGUACCACGAAGGUGUAUAUUGUUGCGUGUGUGGUCCUAACUAUGAAACUAAAUCUGAGGUCAGAAUGCUCAAGUUAAUGAAGGGAGACGCUGUUGGAAUGAGCACAGCUCAUGAAGUUACAGUAGCCAGACACUGUGAUAUAAAAGUAUGUGGCCUAAGCCUUAUAACUAAUGUUAUAAUUGAGGGAGAUGCUGAAGAUGCUGAAGCGAACCAUGAAGAUGUAUUGAAAUUAGCAGAAGUGGGUGUGCAAUAUAUGGCUUCUGUAAUAAAAGAAAUGAUUUUAUGUCUAUAAUGAUAUCUUUUUUUAAAAAUAUAUAUCCAUUUAUUUAUAAUAUGUGGUUUUAGUUUUAUCAAAAAUCGAAAUAAAAAAUAUGGUGUUAAGAA